UGCACUCUUGUAUUUCUUUUUACUCUCUCUCCCACAUUCAUAUCUUUCAAAUAAUUAUGAUUCAUAUUUGAUUCUUUCACCAUAUUUUCAACCGAUUUCAACGCAAGAUGCUGUGUCGAGGAAGUAAGUCGGUAAAGUGUCGAAAAGCGGGAUCGAUUCCGGUGUACCUCAAUGUUUAUGAUCUUACUUCCAUGAAUGAAUAUGCUUAUUGGCUUGGUCUUGGCAUUUAUCAUUCCGGUGUUCAAGUUCAUCGAGUCGAGUACGCUUUUGGAUCUCAUGAAGAAGCGACGACUGGAAUUUUCGAAGGAGAGCCGAAAAAGUGCGAAGGAUUUACGUUUAGGAAGCAAAUUCUAAUCGGAUGGACGGAUUUGAACCCGAAGGAGGUCAAAAGAGUCAUGGAUGAGCUUGCUCACAUAUACAAAGGAACUUCGUAUAGCCUAUUCACUAGAAACUGCAAUCACUUCUGCAAUGAUGUUUGCAUUCGACUAACCGGAAAUUCAAUCCCAAGUUGGAUCAAUCGUCUAGCUCGAAUCGGUCUUUUGUGCAAUUGCAUAGUUCCGGCGAGUGUAAAUUCGACUAAAGUUGGAAUCGAAGAUGAUAAAUCGCGUAACGAAGCAGAGAUCAAGGCGAAAUUGAAGAGUCGUUCAAGCCGGUUUACGUCAUCUUCGAGCUCGCCUUCGCUGUCUUCUGAUGCAUCAUCUCCGGUUCGUGUCACCCGCGUUGAUGCAAGAACUUCUUUCUCCUUCGACUGUUAUGAUUCUUAGAUCUUAAUUCUUGUUAGGUAAACUGGUCAUGUGUAAUGGUAAUUACAUCUAAUUUUAUUAAUCUUUGUUUCUUUCCAUUU
Molecule: messenger RNA, 844 nt
Organism: Helianthus annuus (common sunflower)
Lineage: Eukaryota; Viridiplantae; Streptophyta; Magnoliopsida; Asterales; Asteraceae
Product: deSI-like protein At4g17486
Exons: 3
Coding region: 108-764 (218 amino acids)
Biological process (GO): protein deubiquitination
Molecular function (GO): deubiquitinase activity
Source: RefSeq, a predicted model, not a curated record